Messenger RNA from Scedosporium apiospermum, 3519 nucleotides. RefSeq names its product Methylglyoxal reductase (NADPH-dependent). The transcript is spliced from 8 exons. Bases 1 to 3519 code for a protein of 1172 amino acids. Gene Ontology annotation, molecular function: oxidoreductase activity, acting on the CH-OH group of donors, NAD or NADP as acceptor. NCBI's taxonomy places the organism in Eukaryota, Fungi, Ascomycota, Sordariomycetes, Microascales, Microascaceae. The record is from RefSeq and is a predicted model, not a curated record.
AUGAGUAAAGUUCUUCUAACAGGGGGCAGCGGUUUCAUUGCCGCCCACGUCCUGAGCACUCUUUUGGAACGCGGAUACACCGUCGUCACCACCGUCCGAUCAAAGGCCAAAGGUGAUCAAAUCCUCGCAGCACACAGCGAUACCCCUCAAGGAAAGCUUUCCUACGUUGUCGUGAGCGACAUUGCCCAGGAAGGUGCUUUUGACGCUGCUGUUCAAUCGGAACCUCCAUUUGACUACGUCAUCCACACAGCCUCACCGUUUUAUCAUAAUUUCGAUGACCCUGUCAAAGAUAUCUUGGACCCCGCCAUCAUCGGCACCACUGGUAUCCUGCGGGCGAUCAAGAAGUUCACCCCUAACGUCAAGCGCGUAGUCGUAACCUCCUCCUUCGCAGCUAUUGUAAAUCAGACUGCCCAUCCCAAGGUUUAUGACGAGACUUCGUGGAACCAGUUGACCAAGGAAGAAGCGGUGGCCGACCGCUCCCAAACUUACCGCGCUAGCAAGAAACUUGCGGAGAGAGCGGCGUGGGAUUUUAUCGUGAAAGAAAAGCCCAACUUUGACUUGGUCACAAUAAACCCGCCUCUCGUAUUUGGCCCCAUAGCUCACCACCUUGAGAACCUCGACAAGCUCAACACCUCAAAUCUGAGAGUCAGGGACUUCGUCCAAGGGAAGAUUACGAGCAAUGAGCUACCUCCAACCGGCGUGUUUCUGUGGGUCGACGUGCGUGAUCUUGCACUGGCACAUGUGAGAGCGCUUGAGGUUGAUAAGGCUGGCGGCAAGCGCUUCUUUGUCACCGCUGGUCACUUCUCGAACAAGGCGGUGGUGGAUGCGAUCCGGGAGACCCAUCCGGAGCUGGCCUCCAAGCUCCCCAGUGCUCCGAUUGACGAUUUCCCAGCGGGCGUCUAUGGAUAUGAUAACUCUAGGGCAAGGGAGCUGUUGGGGAUCGAAUUUCGCUCGCUUCAAUCAUCCAUCGGCGAUACGACGACCUCCAUUCUCGAGCAUGUCCCAAGCGAACCCCUCGAUGAUGAUGCGUGGCUGGCAGCCCAGACAGCAGAGUUGGUCACUCUCAACCAGAAAACGAACCAUGCGGCCCUUCUACGGCACGCAAAACAGCUUUCGGGCGGCUUGGAAUGUCGUCUAGAUGGCGAAGAUCCUCUGGGACGUCGUCGAAUGGGCGGCAUGCAUAUUCAUCUUCAGCUUAUAUUUGAAGACGGGACUGUCUGGCUAGCCCGAAUCCUGCGAGAGACCUACACGUCUUUCAGUGAUGAACUCAGCAAUCAGAUCUUGCUCAGCGAAUGUGCGACACUUCGAUGGCUGGAGUCCCUUGACGUACCGACACCGCGACUUCACGCCUAUGGGCUGCGUGGCGACCCUCGAAACGAAGUAGGUGUCGCUUAUAUGAUUAUUGACAAACUUCCUGGCCAACCUUUCAACUUGUCCAUAGCCUCGGAGACGCAAAAGUCAAAGGUGCUGAGUCAAUGGGCUGACACCCUCUGCAUUUUGAGCAAGCAUCCUCUCGACAAGAUUGGGUCCUUGAAGUUCGACACAAAUGGGGCAAUCGACGUUGGCCCCAUUGCGAGCGACAGGACUGGGACUUUGCCUUGCAUAGGUCCCUUCGAAGGGGCGGAAGACUUUUAUAGCACGUGGGCCGAAACGUAUCUCGAACUCAUCGCCGAUGGUCAACUCUUUUCCUCGUAUUCGGUUGAUGGAUACAUAAAGUUCAAAUUCCUGGCGGAACAGGCAAAGGCAGGCUCUUGGCUCAAAAAAUGGCGGGGUCUCAACUCGGGGCCUUUUUUCCUAAAACAUACAGACGACAAAGGAGACCACAUUCUUAUAGACGACGACUUUCGGAUCACCGGCAUCAUUGACUGGACUUUCGCGAGGGCGGUCCCAGCAUACGAAGCUUUUGGCCCUUCCCUUGUGUCCUCGAACACUAGUGAUCUCUUCACAGGAAAACCAGGGUUGAGUGAGGAGGAUGGAAUCUUGGGUCGAGAGUUGGAGCGUCGUGGGGCUCCAUACUGCUACUUUGAAUCAGAUAGGAUGCGGCGGUUCCUCUUUGGUCUAGGGAUGGGCUUGGGUCUCACAAGAGAUGAGGCGAUUGACGUUUUCCGAGGUCUUGUGGCUACCUUCGACGGUGCCAUGCCCGACUGGCAAGAAUGGCGGCGAGCCAGCCUAGUCAAGUGGGCCAAUGAUGCUCGACUGGCCGCCCUUUGCCAUGCAUCGCAAGGAGGCAUACCCCUCGGUCCAGCGGUUCAUGCGGUGCCUACACCGGAAGUUGAUGAUGCCACCUGGGAGAUGAAUAUCAAUAAUGAAGUUGAGGCGCUUCUUAACCAGGUGGAUGUCCCCGAGCUUGUCCGCAAGGCCAGUUCACUUCGCGACGGAAAGCCCUGCAAGUUCUAUCCCGGAAAGCACCUGGGAAGCGGCGCUAUCAUGGGCUGCGCAAAUUAUCAUGCGUGGAUUAUCUUCGAUGAUGGAGUUAAGUGGCUUGUUAGAAUUCCUCGGACUGCAGCGUUUAGCGACAUUCCCCCAGAUCUCGUCGAUUACUUGGUUGAGAGCGAAUACGCGACCCUCAAGUUCCUGGAGGACCUCAGCGUGCCUGCUCCCAGAGCUCACUGGCUUGGGCUUUCUUCGGACUCUGGUAACUUGGUCCGGGUAAGCUACAUACUCGAGGAUGCUAUGCCUGGAAAUCCCUUCUACGCUCAUCAGGCAACCGCUCAACAGAAGUCGCACAUUUACAACCAAUACGCCGACAUCCUCAUCGACAUUAGUCGCUCCUCUAGAGACCAGGCUUGCUCCCUUCUUCCCCAUGGUAAGGAGACCGAAGAGGCGGCGAUCGCGAGUAAUCGGUUCCUAUCACUCGGAAAACAUGGACCCUUUGCGGAUCCACUUGACUACUUUACUUCCAUCGCAGAUCUUCACCUUGACUUAAUUUCCGAUGGGCAACUUUACCCGGAAUACCCCAAAGAGGCAUUCCUCUUCUACAGACUACUCAGAGACCGGGCUGCUUCGGCUCUAGCCGCGGCUACGACGUCCACUGGCGGAUUCUUCCUCAAGCACGUUGACGACAAAGGGGAUCAUAUACUUAUUGACGAGAACUACAACAUCACCGCCAUCAUUGACUGGCAGUUUGCACGUUUCGUCCCGGCGUGUGAGGCCUUUGGGCCUUCUCUAUUCACUGCCGACCUGGGCAAUCUGUACAGUCCACUUGCAGGACUUAGCACCGAUGAUAGAACUCUAGGAGAAGCUCUAAAGCGGAAGGGAAGAGGGGACCUCGCGGAAUUUGCCAGUGGAAGCGAACUUGCUAGGCGGUUUCACUUUGGGCUUGCUUCGGGACUUUUGCGGAGCGAAGUCCUAGGAAUGAUUAGGGGCGUACUCUCUUUGCUUGAGGGCGAGGUGUCUGAGGAGGGACUGCAGGAUUGGACGGAAAAGGAGUGGAGUCAUGCGGUUGGCGAUCCACGCCGUGAGAAAAUUCAGGAAUUGAUGGCAGAACUUGAGAAAGAGAGACUAGAAGAUACAGCAUAG